AUGCCUGCGUCAAACACCAAUUCUGCCUCCGAAGAGGAGUGCGAUUUACGACAGUGUGCUGAGUGGUUAAAUCGGUGUCGUACUAUUCCGGAUGAUCAUCCAACUUUGAUGCCCGAUGGCUGUGGCUUGCAGCUAGUUCAAACUCUUAUGGAUGGUGUUAAACUCUGCAAUCUUUUAAACACGUUGACGAAUGGUGAAGUUGACCCAAGAAAAAUGAGGGAUUUUAGCCCGCAAACGCAACAGUCGCCAUUUUUGUGUUUCAAAAAUAUCCGAUUAUUUGUGAAGUUAUGUGAGGAGGAAUUUGGAAUUGAUAAAAGUUACCUUAUUGAACCAGGUGAUUUGUAUCACGCGAAGAACUUUGGGAAAGUCAUUGAGCUUUUAUCGCGGCUAUCCCGUUGCCCCCGGGCUCAGCUCUGUGGAAUACCGUAUGCUAUUUUUUUACAUUCAUACCGUUACGAUAGAGGAUUUCCUCCCGAAAAUGGAAACCUUCAAGUCCCCCACGAAUAUUACAAUAACCUUAAAGAUAUCGCUGCCUCCAUGGAAGAUAUGCAAGCUACUGCAGAAUCUAAUUAUGCUGAUAUGGAGGAAGAAACCAAUGAAAUUGUUUAUGAUACAAUCGUUCAUGGUGGGAAAGGUUCCAUGACGACAGAAGAUGAGCCUACAUCUCCAAGAUCGUUUUGUAUAAAAGAGAUUGUAUCUACCGAAAAAAACUACGUUGAUGUUCUAAAGAUGCUCAUUGAGAAAUAUAAGUGGCCGCUAUCGAAGUGUCUUUCAUCACAGGAAUUGGAGGAGAUUUUCAAGUAUAUUGAGGAACUUCAUUGCAUUCAUCGUGAACUCCUCUCGAACUUGAGCCUGGCAGUUAGCACGACAUUGGCGGUGCUAACGCUUGGCGAGGUCUUCAUAAAGAUUCGAGAUCGACUGCUGAUUUAUGGUGGAUACUGUGGUCAUGUUCAAAAGGCCCAGACGCUUGUCUUAGAAAUAACCAAAAAUGAUGUUGAAAAACGAACCAAAAUUCAGGAAUGCCAAGCUCAGUCCGAAAAUUACAGUAAAUUUCAUCUCACGGAGCUCUUAACUGUUCCGAUGCAGAGGGUUUUGAAGUAUCAUCUCUUGCUUGAGCAACUCUGUAGGCUAACGGAUGAUGAUCACCCUGAAAAGCCCGAGUUGUUGACAGCUUUGGAUGGUAUGCGGGAGCUCGCACAGACAAUCAAUGAAGUGAAACGCGACUUGGACACCAUUAGUGCCAUCGAUCAAAUUCAAGCAAGCCGUGCACUUUUUAUCCGUCCCUAUCGAAAGCUUGGAAUGUACCCUGGUGUGCACGUUCAAGCGACCUUUGGGGGUCAUUCUAAUAUGUUUUCCUCUUCGACAAAAUCCUCCUUCUGUGCAAGUCAAAGGCAAGCCGGCGACAAUUACACCUUCAUGGCCGCCUACCACAUAGUGAACGGCUCACCUCAACCCCUUGGUCUACCCUCGAAGAAAGGAGGAAAGUUUCCCUAUGAGUUCACUAUUCCGUUGGCCGGUGAACGCGAUGAAGACGUUCAAUUGACCUUCUUUGCAAAAUCGGAGGAGUUCCGAAAUGCUUGGAUUAAGGCCACUGAAACGGCGUUGAGUAAUCAGUUUCCUCCCGGAGCCAAGGACAAUGGUUAUCAAUUUGAGAUGGCAACUUUCAAGCAAACAACUUAUUGUUGCGUGUGUAAAAAACUACUUCAGGGUGUCUUCUAUCAGGGAUACCAAUGCAGAGAAACCGGUUUGGCUGCGCACAAAGCCUGUCUGGUGAACGUUCCGACCCUUCUCCCUCCUCAUACUUCCAUGCUUGUGGCCAAUGGAGGGACUACCUACCAUCGCGGCAGUCACAUCCCCGGCGUCUUCCGUCCUUCCAUUGUCUCAAUGUCGAUUCCUUCUCAGCAGUCAUCGGCGCUCUCCUCCGCGAAUCACCAUCACCUCUCACAGCAACAGCAGCAUCGAGUCUCGCGCAAUACCAGCUCCGUCUCCACCGACUCCGCCAACAGCUCCUCACUCCAUCUGCGCACUAGCUCGAACUCUUUUGAGGCUAUUGGGGAUGUCUUUGCAGCCAGGGCAAUUGUGAUCACCGCGGUGGCCGCCUACUCGGGUGAGCCUCCACCUCCACUCUCACCUCCUGGUGCCUUUGGUGACCCCUCGAAGCGUCUCAAACCGCUCUCCUUUAACACUGGUGAUAGGAUCACUCUCACUCAGCCUUUCGAUGGGUCAAGAUGGCUUCACUUAAGAACUAGCGUUCCUAAAGGACUUGUUAACAUUAAAAUGCGCAUAGUCGGCGCCUUAAGGAACACCAUCUGCCCUUUAUGUUGCAUGCUGCGCGUUGUGUUUGUGGCGAAUGUAAAUCAAUCCCUCAGUCGGAGUGCUCCAGGUCUUAGUGUUAUCCUCCAUCUCCCGUGUGCGCGUGCCUACAGCUCGUGCAUCAUGUCCUCCCCACCUCCCCUGAGAGACAGGUUCAAUCACACCCCAGUUCCUGUUGCUCAUGUGGUCCCACUUUGUAAAGAAGAUCGUCUUAUGUGCCCUUGUCACGCUAUCUUCCUGCAAACACACUUUAAGGGCCGACUGAAUGACCAAGAAGGGUGGUUUCCAGCGUCUCACGUGGAAAUCCCUAUGAAAUCUGAUAGACCUCUGACCACGAUGUCUCGCCAGACUUCUCGCGACCAAGUUAUGCAUGUCCUGUCGCUUAACGAUGUGACCCCACAGAUGACCUCGUCGUUGAGGUUUGCUUCCACCUCAGCGUCGCCGUGCUUAGGACAGCACAACUCCACUGAGCGCGAGGCAGGUGAAUGUCUUGCUACGGACGACACCGAUGGACACUGCACCUCACCUUCCACGCCGACCACCAGUACCAAAAUCGCCCUCUCCAAUUGUCCAUGGUACUUUGGAGAAAUGGAUCGAGCAGAGGCAACCCAGCUACUGACAGGGUGCGAGAAUGGUACAUUUCUUGUGAGAAUUUCUAAAAACGUCUCUCGGAUGGGCGAAUAUUCUCUCUCCGUCGUGUACCACCAUCCGCGCCACAUCCGCAUUCAGCGCAGCUCCGACUCCUGUUUCUAUCUCUGCUCUCCUCAGCGUUUCAAGUCCCUUGAAGCACUUGUGGACUUUUAUUGCCGAGUCUCAUUAAACGAGUGCUUCGAUGAGGUGCAGACUUGCCUCCGGUUCCCCUACCAACGAUGCCCUGAGGACAGCGUACUCUUCUACGCACGGGCCCAGCACGACUUCGAAGGUGAUGCAAAUCCACGCAUGCUGCCACUGACCCGUGGUGACCUCGUGCACGUGAUCAGUACUCGGGCUAAGGAACAGGGCUGGUGGAAAGGUUGGCUCAACGGAAGGAUUGGAUUUUUCCCCCUUUCCUUCGUCACCCGGCAGCCAUGA
Echinococcus granulosus is the source of this 3384-nucleotide messenger RNA. RefSeq names its product Guanine nucleotide exchange factor VAV2. The record is from RefSeq and is a predicted model, not a curated record. The transcript is spliced from 20 exons. Lineage: Eukaryota; Metazoa; Platyhelminthes; Cestoda; Cyclophyllidea; Taeniidae. Gene Ontology annotation, biological process: regulation of GTPase activity; cell migration; intracellular signal transduction. Bases 1 to 3384 code for a protein of 1127 amino acids. Gene Ontology annotation, molecular function: guanyl-nucleotide exchange factor activity; protein binding. Gene Ontology annotation, cellular component: cytoplasm.